Messenger RNA from Colletotrichum tamarilloi, 2421 nucleotides. RefSeq names its product AmdA. The coding region runs from base 1 to 2421 and encodes 806 amino acids. Gene Ontology annotation, biological process: DNA-templated transcription; regulation of transcription by RNA polymerase II. Gene Ontology annotation, molecular function: zinc ion binding; DNA-binding transcription factor activity, RNA polymerase II-specific; RNA polymerase II cis-regulatory region sequence-specific DNA binding. The record is from RefSeq and is a predicted model, not a curated record. The transcript is spliced from 3 exons. Lineage: Eukaryota; Fungi; Ascomycota; Sordariomycetes; Glomerellales; Glomerellaceae. Gene Ontology annotation, cellular component: chromatin.
AUGAACGCACCCGGUGGCCAGAGGGAUCUACUUUCAAGACAUCAGCGAAUAUCUCAUGCCGACGGAAUCAUUGCAAGCCCAGAUGACCUGUCUGCUUCGUUAGGGGAAACGACAAUCGCCGAAGGGCCAUUGUCAACUGCGGCGACUGGUGCUGAGGUUCCCUCACCGCCGUCUUUGUCGGGAGCACUAACAUUACCUCAUCAACAUGGAUAUGAUGCCAGACCGCAGCUGUUGGGAAAUGAAGCUGCUCUCUUCCAGCCCGUCAGCAGCCUAGCAUUACAUAAUGCAGCCGCAGGAUUUUCCGACCUAUGCUAUCAAGACUCGCUGUCACAAGACCUCCUAGCAGGAAUGGAUGGCAUUGAUUUCGACUUCUUGUUGGACGACACUCAGUUGUCAAACUCUUUUCUACUCGCCAGCCCUGUCAAUGCUGGCUCCCCAAUCAUGGCGAUACCGCCGACGGAUCAGGUCGAGGCUCCGUCCUCCAUUCAGCCUGAGCAUGGAAGGUCAUUUGCUGCGCAAAGUACAUGCAUCACACCACAAGACCGUUCGCCUAGUAAAGAACAAUUAGAAACAGAAGCAACUUCAUCGUUGCCGAAGUUUGCGGCACGACUACCUUCAAUGGAACCCGAGAGACCAGAACAGACACCAUUGCAUAUUAAUCUAGCACAUCAGGCUCAGAGGCCCCGACAGGUUCACUGUCUCCGGCCCUGGAAGAUUGAGGCUGAUGAAUACAGCAAGAUUCUCGACGAAGCCCAGCAGCUUCGUUCUGAGCUGCCCAGCUCUUUCAAGCUGCCAUCACAUCGUGCCCUCUCAAGAUUUUUGGAAGGGUACUUUCGUGGCUUCGCCGUCCAUCUGCCGUUCAUUCACGGCGUUACAUUUUCUGCCCCAGCUAUCGGUCUUGAGCUUCUCCUGUCGCUCGCCGCAGUCGGUGCUCUCUAUCGGUUCGAAACGGCCUCGGGCUAUCAGAUUUAUGCUGCUGCUCGGCACCUGAUCUCUUGGCAUUUAAAGCAAAGGACUCAGCCUACACUAGACCGACUGACCCAUGAUGACCGCGUCACCAUAGAUGAUGAUCCAAGCGCCCCUGCGACACCGACAAGCGCUAGUCCACGCACGAGAGAGUCAGAGUUACAUGCUCAAGACAAAACCAUCCGGUUGCUGCAAGCUAUGAUAAUACUCAUGGCGAUGGCAUCAUGGGGCGAUCGAGAGUUGACAAGUGACGCCCUAAGCAUGUCAAGUCAAGUCGCCAUGCUCGCCCGCGAGAUGAAGAUUCACGAGUUGGAGAAACCCCCGCCAGUCAAUCAGCAAUGGGCCGAAGGUAUCAAACUUGAGGAACGCCGCCGCACGCUAUUUGCCGCCUUCGCCCUCUUAAACUUACAAUCCGUUGCAUUUGACGUGCCACCACUCCUCCUAAAUCGAGAGGUCGCCAUCAACCUACCUGGGUGCGCGUCAAGCUGGCAAGCGCCUAACGCGGAAGAGUGGUCAGCCCUGAGGGACACGUAUAUGCCGCCGAGACCUUUCCCAGAGAAGAUGCAUAUGCUGUUAGCAGGACGGAGCAUCCAUACAGUGACAGCACUUUCUUCUUUCGGGAACUACGUGCUCAUUAAUGGACUGCUCCAACAGAUUCUACUGACCCGCAACGCCUGUGAGCAUCUUCCGAUUGUUGGUGGUGAUAGUUCGCUGGGUGGGGACUUCAUCAACAAGAUGGAGGCCGCGCUUCGUGCUUGGCAACAAUCAUGGGAAGCGACGUACGAAUCAACGACGGACCCUUCGUCUCCCAAGGGACCGUUGGGUUUCAACUCCACUGCCCUCCUACGCUUGGCUUACAUCCGCCUUAACGUUGGCCACAAUCUUGACCAACGGCUUCUUGCCCGAGACGAUGCACCAGGGAUAGCCGCGGCAUUAUCUAGCCAAAUCAUUACUGCCGGUGAUAGGUCACCGCAUAUGAACCAGGCCGUUCUACAAUGUAUAUACGCCCUCAGUAUUCCAGUAAGGGUUGGCGUUGCGUUUGUUGCGCGUACCCAGACCCUGAAUUGGAGCAUCCAACAUGCUCUCGCUAACCUGGAGUGCGCCUUUUUGCUCACAAAGUGGUUGAAAAUCUUGUCCGAGGUUGUUCAAGAGUCUGGCUCAGAUUCCCUUCAGCCGGACGAGCGUAGAUUGAUCCAAUUGGUCAUCGGUCUUGUGCAAGAGACGGAACUUGGUGACCAGCUGGACAAGAACGAGCGUCUUGCUGUCCAAAUCAACAGCUUGUCUAGUCUGACCUUGACGCUGUGGAGCAAGACAUUUAACGGCUCCCAUGUAUUUGAUGUUGUUCGGGUUAUUGGUGACGGCUUAUCGAUCUUAGCCCAUGCGUCAAAGAAAGGAGACGUUGUCCGAGCGGUGCCAUGUGCGCAAAUUCGAGACGAUUCCAGGCCAAGGAGUUGA